Physeter macrocephalus (sperm whale) is the source of this 906-nucleotide messenger RNA. Its product is annotated as melanoma-associated antigen B16-like. NCBI's taxonomy places the organism in Eukaryota, Metazoa, Chordata, Mammalia, Artiodactyla, Physeteridae. Gene Ontology annotation, cellular component: nucleus. The record is from RefSeq and is a predicted model, not a curated record. The transcript has 2 exons. Gene Ontology annotation, biological process: negative regulation of transcription by RNA polymerase II.
AUGAAGGUGCCAAGAGCCAAGGUGAGAAAAGCAGAAGCACCUCUUGAGGGUCCUCAGAGUUUCUAUGCAUCUUCCACUGCCAUCACAGCCUCCUCAUCCAGCAAAUCAGAUGAGGGCUCCAUGAUCCAAGAAGAAGAGCAUAGUCCAGGCAUCUCACAGGCUGUGCUAGACCCCAAGAAUGUGCCCAUAGAUGCUCUAGAUAAGGAAGUGGCUCUGUUAGUGAAUUUCCUCCUGCUCAAGUAUCAAAUGAAAGAGCCAAUAACAAAGGCAGAUAUGUUGGAGAUUGUCAUCAAAGAUUGCCAAGUCCACUUCCCUGAGAUCCUCCUGAGAGCCUCUGAGUGCUUGGAGAUGAUCUUUCACCUUGAUCUGAAGGAAGUGGAUCCCACCAACCACCACUAUUGCCUCCUCAUCAAAUUGGGCCUUACCUAUGAUGGGAAGCUGCACGGUGAAGUGGGCAUGCUCAAGACUGGCAUCCUGAUACUUAUCCUGGGUGUGAUCUUCAUAAAGGGCAACCGUGCUACCGAAGACGAAGUCUGAGAAGUUCUGAAUGUGACCAGGUUAUAUUCUGGGAGGAAGCACUUCAUCCUUGGGGAGCCCAGGGAGCUCAUCACCAAAGAUUUCAUGAAGGAAAAAUACCUGGAGUACCGGCAGGUGGCCAACACUGAUCCUGCACAAUUUGAGUUCCUGUGGGGCCCCAGAGCCCACGCUGAAACCACCAAGGCGAAGGUCCUGGAGUUUCUGGCCAAGGUUCAUGGGACUGACCCAAGUUCUUUCCCAUCUCAGUAUGCGGAGGCUUUGCAAGAUGAAAAAAGAGAAAGCUCAAGCCAGAAUUUCAGCCAGGGCUCCUCUCCUUCUGUGGCUACGGCAAGUUCUAGUAUCGAGAGUAGCAGCUUCUUCCUCACCUAG